AUGACAUAUCGUCCACAACCUCCAUCAUCAACAACUUCAUUUACACCACCAUCAAUGAACGAGCGAGGACAAGGUGAAGGAUCAUUACGUAGGAUGCCUUCUGCAAAAGAUAUAGCCACAUCCUCAUCAACUUUUGUCAGUCCGUUAACUAGGUUAGAAGUGGAAGGCAGGAGCGCGAGAAGUAGAGCAAACUCAGCAUCGAAACCUAAUGGGUCAACAUCAUCGCCAAACACGUAUAACCAGUAUCAAUCACAAUCACAAUCACAAUCACCUCCACCACCUCCUGUCCCAGCAUUAGAAUUCGGUAACCUCUUUCGAGAUUCAAGAUAUUCAGUAGAUUCACUUAGUACAGUUGGAUCUCGCUUAUCUAUAAAUUCAUAUUCAAGCUUUGAUACCAUCAAUCAAUCUCAUGAAAGUUCAAUUAACGAUGAUGAUGAUGAUGAUGACGAUGGCUACGAAUCACCUUCAACGCCAAAAGCGUCAACUUCGACCCAAGGGAAAUCGUAUUUUGAACAACAACAACAAAAUAGAAAAUCAUCUCCCACAAGAGGUGAAUUGCAGAUGAACGACAUUGGAAAGACGAGAAUGCCCUCUUCGAAUAGUCACACAGCUAUAAAGGUAUCGCCAGCUGAUAAAGCUCUUACUCCAAAAAGAAGUUUUUCAGUCACAUCCAGACGUGCUCCACCAAACCCAAAAUCAGGUCCUGUUCCACCUCAACCGCCCUCUUUCUACCUGUCCCAGAACGACCAACCUAUCUUCAACUUGGGUAAUGUCCCACCAAAAGGAAGAAACAGAUCAGUAUUAGAUACACGCGCUCGAGAGAUUCCUGCGGCUCAUCAUGCUCAUGAAAGAGAAGUCACGUUGGAUUCCGCAAGUGUGCACGGGGAACAAGGAAGUGAUUGGGGCGAUGACGAAAGUCAAUUCGAAUGGGUUGAUACCGAAAACGCACCAGAAGCUACUAAUGGCGUCGACAGCUCACGAGGUGGGGCAGGAACAAGUCCGACCAAGAGAUUAUCGAGAUUGGUGAAAGCAGCUGUCAUUGGUGGAGGUAUUGAUGGACAAGGACCAAAGAGACUGAGAAAACCCUUGGUGAUACAUCGUAGAGCACCGCCGCCACCACCAAACACCACUCCAGCUUUACCAUCAUCACAACCAAAUUCUCCAAUAAGAAAACAGAGUAGCUUAACUCCUAUAAUACCCCAACCGACAGCGAUGCUGCCUUCUCAAUUACCACAUCGAUCAGGCUCGCUUCGUGCUGCAUCAUCUUCAAAUACUGCUCGUCGACUACCGGUAAACAAUCCAAACAUCCAUCAGCACCCAGGAUUCACCCGACCUCCACAGGAAGCGGAUCUAUUCAUCCCUCCUCAAGCGCCUUUUGCUCAUCCCCUGAAACGUCCGUCACCCCUCAUGGUCCCAAUGAAGGUUGACGAUGGACCGACCUCUCCGAUGGGAGAUGCAGAUUCUCGUCGCUCACACAUGUCAUUCCAAUCUGUCGCAUAUUCGUUCUACGAUUUAGAUGGAGAACAAUCGCCAGCAGCGACACCUAAAGCAGAAGGUGAACUAGCUUUCCCGCAUGGAAAAUACGUCAAAGUGUCUGCCUCCGCCUUGGAAAGAGAAAGGGAGAUCAGGAUUAGAUCUGAUUCUGAGAGAUCCAGAGGUAGUGGCGAUGCUGGGAAAACACCGGAAGAUUUUGUUCAUGCAGGUAUUGAAGCUAGGGGUAAAGGGGAUUUAGCAAAAGCUGCUUGGUAUUUUAUGAGAGCUGCUGAGGGUGGUAGUGCGACUGGAAGGAUGUAUUGGGGCUUAUCACUUCGUCAUGGAUGGGGAGUAGCCCGUGAUGAUAAAAGGGCCUUCGUAGAACUUCGUCAAGCAUGUGAUGAUACGUUGGCAGAAGGUGCUUUGAACUUCCAUAAAUCACCUGGACAUGUCAAACUGACAUCUCAGCAGAAGAAGGCAAUGCAAAAAGAACUUUCUUUGGGAAUGUUUGAAGUCGGGAAUUGCUUUCUCGAGGGUAUAGGAGUGAAAAAAUCUCCUGAAGUAGCCAUAGCAUAUCUCAAAUUUGCGGCUGGAAUGGGUGAUGUAGCUUCCCAAGAACAAUUGGGGUUCAUAUUGUCCAAAGGAUCUCAUUCUAUCAAGAAGGAUAUGAAAGAAGCAUCUAAAUGGUACAGGAUGGCUAUUGCAAAUGGAUCAAGCAAUACUUUUGGAUUAGCUUGGAUCUGGAAGGAUAAAUACAUGAAUCAAUCUUAA
Messenger RNA from Kwoniella shivajii, 2244 nucleotides. RefSeq lists its product as uncharacterized. Gene Ontology annotation, cellular component: cell division site. The record is from RefSeq and is a predicted model, not a curated record. The transcript has 7 exons. The coding region runs from base 1 to 2244 and encodes 747 amino acids. NCBI's taxonomy places the organism in Eukaryota, Fungi, Basidiomycota, Tremellomycetes, Tremellales, Cryptococcaceae. Gene Ontology annotation, biological process: negative regulation of G2/M transition of mitotic cell cycle. Gene Ontology annotation, molecular function: protein binding.